AUGCAUAUUUAUGCACAUUUUCUUUUUUGUUAUUUUAUCUUCUUACUGCAAAGUAAACAAUGCGGUUUUUGUUUGUCUCUUGCGAACACAGAAUCAUCAACCCAAAAGUGGCAAAUACAAGAAAAUAUAGCUCAUUUACAAGAACAUAAUAAUCAAUCUUUCAAAAACGACGAAUCAGCAUUGCUUCGUAGUUUGUCAAAAUUAUUUUUGAAUAAAUUAAACAACAUUAUUCUUCAGACAAAUAACAACAGCGCAUUAUCAAAUUCUGAAAAGAAUACAACACAAGAUACCAUCUAUCGAAGGUGUGAUCGAUAUGAAGGAAAUCUAAAAAAUGGAGUGAAAGACGGUUAUGGUAUUAUGUACUAUGCUGAUGGAGGAAAAUAUAUCGGUUACUGGGCUAACAAUACGUGUAAUGGUCAUGGAAUAUUUACAUUCCCUAAUGGUGAUCGGUAUGAAGGAAAUUUUAAAAACGGCCAUGGACAUGGAAAUGGUACUCUUUAUACCGGUAAUAUAAGGUAUUGGGGUGGAUUGAUCGCGGAUCGAAUGACUGAUGAAGGCGAUGUUAAAUGUUUAAAUUAUAGUUUAGACGAAGAACCUCUCAUGAACAAUCAUAUUAAUGUAAAUUAUAGUGAUUACAAUACUUUUUUUAGUAAAUAUAUAGGAGAAUUCGUCGAUAAUCAAUUUCAUGGUCAUGGUAUGCUUGCGUGGUCAAAUGGUGGCCGAUAUGAAGGAAAUUUCAUAAAUGGUACCAGGAAUGGAUAUGGUGUCUAUUAUUGUCGCGAUGGCAGCAAAUGUGCGGGGCAGUGGGUUGAUGGUUAUAUGAAUGGUGAAGGUGUCUGUAACUGGACCACUGGUGAUCGAUUUGAAGGUAAUUUUAAACACCAUAAAAAAAAUGGAAAUGGUACAUACUACUUUGCCGAUGGAACGAAACAUGUUUCUGAAUGGGUCAACGAUACUACAGUCGGUAAUUAUGCAAUUACAUGGUCAAAUGGUGAUCGAUAUGAAGAAAAUGUUAAAAAUAACACAUUAUAUGAAAAUGGUACUUAUUAUUAUGCUGAUGGAAGUAAAUAUAUGAUUAGGAAGAUCAAUGGUAAAUUACUCGACUAUGGUGUGUUAUUAUGGGCAAAUGGCAGUCGAUAUGAAGGACCUCUAUUAGAUAGCAAGUUACGUGUUAUGAAAAACUAUAGACCACAGAUGCUGGUUGUACAUUGA
Rotaria sordida is the source of this 1212-nucleotide messenger RNA. The record is from the annotation of a GenBank genome assembly. Lineage: Eukaryota; Metazoa; Rotifera; Eurotatoria; Philodinida; Philodinidae.